CGCGCUUGAAUCUAGCCUGUUUGGUUAAUGUCAAGACUCAAGUUUGAUAUAAGAAUUUGAGCAUAAUUUGAUCAAUUCUGUUUUAGUAGAACAAAGUAUUAUUAUGGCACCUAAGGGUAAUAAUAUCAUUCCAAAUGGUCACUUUCACAAAGAUUGGCAACGAUUUUCGAAAACAUGGUUUGAUCAGCCUGCACGAAAACAUAGGAGGAAUCAAAACCGAAUCAAGAAGGCAAGAGCCAUUGCUCCUCGUCCUGCGAAAGGUCCUCUACGUCCAGCUGUAAGAUGUCCAUCGAUAAGAUAUCAUACCAAAUUUCGUGCUGGUAGGGGUUUUACACUGAGAGAAUUGAAAACUGUCGGUUUGAAUGCUAGAUUUGCCAGAACAGUUGGUAUUGCAGUAGAUCACCGAAGAAGAAAUAAAUCUAUUGAAUCUGUUCAACUAAACGCUCAAAGGCUUAAGGAGUAUAAAUCCAAAUUGAUUCUCUUCCCUGUCCAUAAUAAGAAAAAGUUGAAGACUGGAGAAGCAACAGAAGAAGAAAGAAAAGUCGCUACUCAAUUGACAACGGAAGUUCUCCCAAUCCGUCAACCAUCAAUCAAAUUGAAAACUAAGGUACCUACAGAAGAAGAGAAAGCAUUCAGUCCAUAUAAUACCCUUAGAAAGGCUCGUGCUGAUUCUAGACUAAUUGGGAUACGUGCUAAGAGAGCUAAAGAUGCUGCUGAAAAUGAGGAUGUUACUAAAGCUGGCAAAGAUAAGAAAUCUAAGAAAUAAGUUAAUUUUCGAAAUAUCUAAAUAAAUGUUAAUAUACAUGGA
Molecule: messenger RNA, 808 nt
Organism: Harmonia axyridis
Lineage: Eukaryota; Metazoa; Arthropoda; Insecta; Coleoptera; Coccinellidae
Product: 60S ribosomal protein L13-like
Exons: 1
Coding region: 104-766 (220 amino acids)
Biological process (GO): translation
Cellular component (GO): ribosome; cytosolic large ribosomal subunit
Molecular function (GO): RNA binding; structural constituent of ribosome
Source: RefSeq, a predicted model, not a curated record